AUGCAUGGCCCUCUGUUCCCCUUUGUUCUAGCAAGGAACUGGAGCUGUCUGGAUACCCAAUUACGGGAGAAAAUUAGAAAGCUCGCUCACGAGCUCGAGGAGCUCGAAGAUGAAGCCGACCGGGCCCCGGAUGCUGAAGCCAUGGCGCGUGGAGCCGGGCUUAUCAAGUUCAAGGAGACGGACGAAUCAAGGUUUUUGGGCCCUUCGAGUGGUAUUGCCAUUACCCGGUUUGUGAUGGACAUGGCAAAACAGAAUACAGGUUCAAAAUCCAUAAAAGAGGUGGUGAAUGAGAAUACCGCGCAGCAGAUCAAGUCGGUCUUUGAUAUCGAAAGCCAAAAACCAACUUCGAAGGUUUAUCCUAUGAUCAGUUCUGUCGCUGAGCCGGAUCUACCCCCUCGAGAACUCACGAAUAAACUUAUUGAUAUAUUUAUUGCAAAGGCUCAAUAUAUGGUUCCCAUACUUCAUGAACCCACUUUUCGUUCUGAUGUCGACAUCGUUUUUAAUGGAUCUCAAGAUCCAUGCCGGAAUUUCCAACUGCGUCUUGUCAUCGCCAUUAGCAUGCAGCGACUCAGUACGCAGUAUGCGGGACUGGCUGAUAGUUACUACUUAGCAGCACUGCCUUACUUCGAUGGGUGCUUGGCUAAGAUGGAUAUCUCUACAUUGCAAUGCUGUGCACUGAUGGGUUUAUAUUCCCUGCUUACGCCAACCAGAACAGCGGCCUAUUGGGUGGUUGGAGUUGCAGCCAAGUUAUGUCAAGACCUCGGUAUAUCCGAUGAAGAGACUGUCACCAGAGGUACCAACGGAGAGCAGCUCAAUUGUCUCGAAAUUGACAUGCGACGGAGAUUGUUUUGGAUUAUCACAUCUAUGGAAUACGGCCUUGCCCAUAGUCUUGGCCGUCCGAGCUCGUUCUGCGUGAGCCAUGACCAUAUCAACGUCAACUUCUUCCAAACCUGUGAUGACCGCUAUAUUACACCCAACGGUAUAUUACCCGGAGCGCAACCGAUAAUGAAGAAAUGCAUUGCAAUUCAUUUUUUUAAAAUGAGACUUUUGCAAGCUGAAAUCAGACGCAAGUUGUACCUUUGCAAACGACCAGCCCCGUUGGACGACAGAGAUCCGUGGUUCACGCAGAUGAUAGAUAAGAUGGACCGAUGGGUUGAAUCAUGUCCUAAAAAUGAUGAAGGCAGUGGCUUUAGCCAAAUGUGGUUCCAAGGCAGACGCAACACAAUGAUUGUGUUCAUGUACCGCCCAUCUCCACAGAUUCCUGAGCCUUCACUCUAUGCCGCUCAAAGAUGUUAUGAUGCUUCGGUUUUUAAUGUCAAGAUACAGCACCAACAGGUUGCCACUGGGACAAUCGAUCUUACGUGGAUAUUUACACAAUCUGUAUUCAUGGCACUAAACACCAUUCUAUGGUCACUUUCGUACCCUGAAAUUCGAAAGGAACAUCCCGUUGGAGAUGUAAUUGGCGAAAUCCGCCUCGCGAUGGAAAUCCUUGCUAUCAGUUCCGAACGUUGGCCAGGAGUUGAAUCUGCUCUGGAGCUCUACAAAAGCCUUAUUUCGGGCUGUCUCAAGGCUUAUGCAACUGAUGAGUCCUAUGUG
This is a messenger RNA of Trichophyton benhamiae CBS 112371, 1596 nucleotides long. RefSeq lists its product as uncharacterized. The transcript has 4 exons. The record is from RefSeq and is a predicted model, not a curated record. Lineage: Eukaryota; Fungi; Ascomycota; Eurotiomycetes; Onygenales; Arthrodermataceae. The annotation marks the transcript as partial. Gene Ontology annotation, biological process: positive regulation of transcription by RNA polymerase II; DNA-templated transcription. Gene Ontology annotation, molecular function: DNA-binding transcription factor activity, RNA polymerase II-specific; zinc ion binding; sequence-specific DNA binding.